AUGGAUGAGCAUUUCAAAGCUUUAGAAAGGAUUGAGAAGUGUUGCUGCCAUUACUAUUACCUGCCAUGGGGAAAUGUGGAACCUGUGGUGGUCUUGUCUUCAGAGUGGGAGGAUGUCGGCCCUCGCAUAGAGGCCCUAAACAUGCUGCUCAGCAUAGUCGACCGAUUGGAAUCAAACCUGGAGCAGGUACAGCUGACGCUCAAAGCAAGCAAUGACGAACAGGAAGUGGAGCAGAAGGUCAUCCAGCUGCUUGAUGAUGUCAUUGCCGACUGCAGUGAGGAGCUUCCCGAGUUGGAUAAAUGGUCCUGUGUGACUGCGCUGGAUAAAGCCCUGAGGAAUCUGCGUAAGAUUAACAUGCAGCAGAUAGUGCAGGCGGCACUGGCGCUCAAACACGGACCAGAGACCGAGCUGAGUGCAGUGCUGGAGCAGGCGGAGGACUGGACCCAGAGACUACGCCACCUAUCUGAGGAGGUGAAAGAGAUGUGGCCUUAA
This is a messenger RNA of Sinocyclocheilus rhinocerous, 492 nucleotides long. Its product is annotated as dysferlin-like. Bases 1 to 492 code for a protein of 163 amino acids. Lineage: Eukaryota; Metazoa; Chordata; Actinopteri; Cypriniformes; Cyprinidae. Gene Ontology annotation, cellular component: cytoplasmic vesicle; membrane; T-tubule. The transcript is spliced from 4 exons. The record is from RefSeq and is a predicted model, not a curated record. Gene Ontology annotation, biological process: plasma membrane repair; T-tubule organization; macrophage activation involved in immune response.